This is a messenger RNA of Paraglomus brasilianum, 1275 nucleotides long. NCBI's taxonomy places the organism in Eukaryota, Fungi, Glomeromycota, Glomeromycetes, Paraglomerales, Paraglomeraceae. The record is from the annotation of a GenBank genome assembly.
AUGAACUCUAUCUGGAAUUUGGUUCAUCCUUGGAUCGCUUUUCAAAAGAAGAGAAAGGCUAUCAAUUUUGAAGAAGAAGAGAAAAAUGUCGAAUAUAACAAAAUUAAGAUUUUUAUUGGAACAUGGAACAUGCACGGCAAGCUUCCUCCACCGAAUCUAGCGCCAUUCUGCGAGAGACCCAGCUAUGAGGCGCCAAACGAAUCCGGGGACAGGCCUUAUUGUUCUCCGUCGGCCGAACACCCAUACCACCUCCUCGUGAUAGGAACCCAAGAAUGUCAGCAUAAUAUCAGUCAUUCGGUAUUCUUUCCGUCAAAGGAGAUAUGGGAAAAUAGGCUCUGUGAAUACUUGGGCCAUUCAUACAAACUGGUGAAGACUGAAACUAUGGCUGCAUUGCAUUUGGCUGUAUUUGUAUGGAAUAAAUGCGUAGAUUGGAUAAUAGACAUACAGCAUGCUUCAGUAGCUACUGGAAUAGCCAAUUUGUUUGGUAACAAAGGAGCAGUUGGAAUAUCCAUACUAUUCGGGUAUACAUCCUUUUUGUUUAUAAAUAGCCAUUUAGCUGCUAAUAAGGGAAAACUGAAACAAAGAAACUGUAAUGUGAAGAAAAUACAGAGAGAGCUAAAAUUGAAAGGAUUUAAUAAGACAGAUAAAGCGCAGGAUGUCACUGAUCGUUUUGAUUACAUCUUCUGGUUUGGUGACAUGAACUACCGCGUAAAUCUAGAAAGGGCUGUAGUUGACGAGUAUCUGGAAGCUAAAGAUAUUCAAACGUUGCUAGAACAUGAUCAAUUGCUCGAGGAAAUGAAGAAUAACACCAUAUUCAAGAACUUUCAUGAAGCGCCAAUAGGAUUUACACCAACGUUCAAGUUUGAUAUUACUGACCAUGAAGAUUAUAGACAUAGUGGUCCGAUACCACACUGCUUGUCAUCACCUGCCAUUGUUCAGCCUCCGCCCGCAAAAUAUGAUACGAGCGAGAAGAAUCGCGUUCCAAGUUGGACAGAUCGUAUACUAUUCAAGACAAGAAUACCUGGAAAGGAUGCCAGAGUUAUAAGAUAUACGAGUCAUAUGGACGUAUUGGGAUUUUCAGACCAUAGGCCUGUAACAGGAGUGUUUUUAGUUGACUUUGAUUGGAACCGGACAGUGAACCAUCGACAAAAUGCUCACCCGCUACAGUUGAUAAGUAAGAAAGACAAUAGUAUUAUUAGCUAUUUUUCAUACAAUCAUGGAAACAAUAGCAGUAGCAUUCUAAGUUGUGAUGAUCAAGCAUCUAAUAAUUCUUAG